AUGUCAGUCACCAAGGAGAAGCCGGCGGUCAAGCCGUGGGCGCAUUUUGUCGCUGGAGGUUUCGGUGGUAUGACUGCCACUGUCCUGACAUCACCUCUCGACGUUCUCCGAACCCGUCUUCAGUCAGACGUCUACCAAGCACAGCUUCGCGCCAUCAAAGCCACUCACCCCCCUCCACCCAAGACAACUCUCUUCACCAUUCCCCGAGUCAUGCUACUGCACUUGAGAGAGACUGGAGAGAUCAUGAGCAGCAUCUACACUCACGAAGGUUUCCGCGCUCUGUACAAGGGCCUUGGCGCAAAUCUGGUUGGUGUUGUGCCAGCUCGCUCAAUCAACUUCUUCGUCUACGGCAAUGGCAAGCGCAUAUUGAAUGAGCACAUGAACCCCGAGGGCAGGGAAAAUGCCUGGAGUGUCCACCUCCUCGCUGCUGCGACUGCCGGUAUUGCCACUGGCACAGCUACGAAUCCGAUCUGGCUGGUUAAGACUAGACUUCAACUCGACAAAAACCGAGCCAGUGAUGAUCCGCUGAGGGGUCGCCAGUACCGUAACAGUUGGGACUGUGUCAAGCAGACCGUACGCCACGAGGGCAUUCGAGGACUCUACAAGGGUCUGACUGCAAGCUAUUUAGGUGUCACAGAGUCAACUUUGCAGUGGGUGCUUUAUGAGCGUUUGAAGCUCUCACUGGAGCGCCGCGAAGCCAUACGCCUUGCCGACAAGGGCUAUCAGCGCAACUGGGUCGAUGAUGUUGAAGAGUAUGGAGGGAAGUUCUCGGCUGCAGCUUUUGCCAAAAUGUUCGCCUCGGCACUCACAUAUCCGCACGAGGUAGUGCGAACUCGGCUUCGACAGGCUCCGAAAAUGGUCACCGAAUCCGGCAAAGUUACUGCCAAAUACACCGGCUUGAUACAGUGCUUCAAGCUGGUUGCUAAGGAAGAAGGCCUUGCAGGACUGUACGGCGGCAUGACCCCUCAUCUUCUACGAGUUGCGCCGUCCGCUGCCAUCAUGUUCUCACUGUAUGAGCUGACUCUCCGCCUCUUGGGUACGACAGCAUAG
Cyphellophora europaea CBS 101466 is the source of this 1050-nucleotide messenger RNA. RefSeq lists its product as uncharacterized. Gene Ontology annotation, biological process: pyrimidine nucleotide import into mitochondrion. Gene Ontology annotation, molecular function: pyrimidine nucleotide transmembrane transporter activity. Gene Ontology annotation, cellular component: mitochondrion. The record is from RefSeq and is a predicted model, not a curated record. The coding region runs from base 1 to 1050 and encodes 349 amino acids. The transcript has 2 exons. Lineage: Eukaryota; Fungi; Ascomycota; Eurotiomycetes; Chaetothyriales; Cyphellophoraceae.